Molecule: messenger RNA, 1567 nt
Organism: Prosopis cineraria
Lineage: Eukaryota; Viridiplantae; Streptophyta; Magnoliopsida; Fabales; Fabaceae
Product: GDSL esterase/lipase At1g09390
Exons: 5
Coding region: 20-1105 (361 amino acids)
Cellular component (GO): chloroplast stroma
Molecular function (GO): hydrolase activity, acting on ester bonds
Source: RefSeq, a predicted model, not a curated record
GCCCACAAAAACAGUGAGUAUGGCUUUUCACUCUCUUCCACUCUCCUUGCAGCUACUCUUCAUUUGUUCCUUUCCGCUUCCUGCCCUGGCUCAGUGCACUAAGGAUGCCGUCAUAUUCGUGUUCGGCGACUCCAACUCGGACACUGGAGGCCUCGCUUCCGGACUCGGGUUCCCCAUCAAUCUUCCUAAUGGCCGCACUUUCUUUCACAGAUCCACCGGUCGCUUGUCCGAUGGACGCCUCAUCAUCGAUUUUCUCUGUCAAAGUUUGAAUGCAAGUCUUUUGACCCCAUACCUGGACGCCUUGUCUGGAUCCACGUUCUCAAAUGGAGCCAACUUUGCAGUGGUUGGGUCCUCUACCCUUCCUGCGUUUGUUCCUUUCGCUUUGAACAUCCAGAUCAUGCAGUUCCUCCAUUUCAAGGCUCGCACCCUGGAACUUGUAGCUUCUGGUGCAAGGAAUUCUAUCGACGAUGCCGGGUUUCGAAAUGCACUCUACGUGAUUGAUAUUGGACAGAAUGACAUUGCCGAUUCCUUUGCCAAAAACCUUUCAUAUUCGCAAGUCGUUAAGAGAAUCCCAGCGGUUAUUGCAGAAAUUGAGAGUGCUGUUAAGAGUUUGUACAAUGAAGGUGCCAGGAAGUUCUGGGUUCACAACACUGGACCAGUAGGCUGUCUUCCUAAAUUAAUCUCAUUGGCUCAAACAAAGGUUGUAGAUUCACUCGGAUGUCUUUCCAGAUAUAAUGGUGCUGCAAGAUUGUUCAAUGAAGCGCUGCUUCAUCUGCAUCAAAAAGUAAGAACGGAACUGAAAGAUGCUACUUUAGUUUAUGUGGAUAUCUAUACCAUCAAGCUCGACCUCAUUACAAAUGCGGCCAAAUAUGGUUUCUCAAAUCCAUUGAUGGCGUGCUGCGGAUUUGGAGGCCCUCCCUAUAAUUUUGACAAUAGAGUGACGUGCGGUCAACCUGGUUAUCAGGUCUGUGGGGAAGGAUCUCGGUAUGUGAAUUGGGAUGGAAUUCAUUUCACUGAGGCUGCAAAUUCGAUGGUGGCUUCCAAGAUACUUUCCAUGGCUUAUUCCACACCACGCACGCCUUUCGAUUUCUUCUGCCGUCAUUGAAUGAUCUACGCUCUUUGGUUUCGAUUCAAUCACUGUGUCUGGCUGGAGCAGCAGCAGCAGUGCCCUCUCUCUAGUUCUCCACGAACUCAAUUGAUUACUUUUAUUUCUUGAUAAGAUCUCCAUGGUUCAAACUUCAAAGAGGAACUUGGAGACGAUCACCAUCAGUAUCCAAUCAUCGCUUUACAACCAGUUGACAAGACCUUUCUUUCUUGACAUCAAGUGUUUUAGUUCGGGGCGGGUUCGUUUUGUUUUCUCCUUCUAAUUGGAGCUAUUUGUUUUGUUACAAAAAAUCAUAACAUUGGAGUUAUUUGUUUACAGUUUGUUUUCUCCUUCUAGUGACCUCAAUUCAAACUUUGCUUUGACAUGUUUGUAAGCGUGCAUCCGUGUGUGACAUUUCCCUUCCCAGGAAGAAAUGUUAAAUUAGAGAGAAAAAAAACUGGAGCAAUUUGUUCUUGUGAGGAA